Hemiscyllium ocellatum (epaulette shark) is the source of this 1589-nucleotide messenger RNA. It is a transcript of the gene dnajc7, whose product is annotated as DnaJ (Hsp40) homolog, subfamily C, member 7. NCBI's taxonomy places the organism in Eukaryota, Metazoa, Chordata, Chondrichthyes, Orectolobiformes, Hemiscylliidae. The record is from RefSeq and is a predicted model, not a curated record. The transcript is spliced from 14 exons. Gene Ontology annotation, molecular function: protein binding. Bases 45 to 1523 code for a protein of 492 amino acids.
GCUCGUUGUUCCGGAAGCCGGUACCGGGGUCCUGGUGUUGGGAAAUGGCGGCCGGAGAUUGCGAUGUGACGAUGGCCCCGGAGCCGAGCGGAGCGGGAGAGGCCGAUCUGGAGAGAGAGGCUGAAUUAUUUAAAGAACAAGGCAAUGCAUUUUACGCAAAAAAGGACUACAAUGAAGCAUUUAAUUAUUACACAAAAGCAAUAGAUAUCUGUCCUAAAAAUGCCAGUUACUAUGGCAACCGAGCAGCAACUCUGAUGAUGAUUGGUAAGUUCCGGGAGGCUCUUGAAGAUUCACAGCAGGCUGUGAGGCUGGAUGAUGCUUUUGUGAGGGGUCACCUGCGAGAGGGAAAAUGUCAUCUUUCUUUAGGGAAUGCCAUGGCAGCUGGCCGGUGUUUUCAAAAAGUCCUGGAACUGGAACCCAAUAGCCCCCAGGCACUUACGGAGCUGAAGAACGCAGAAGCGGUAUUGGAGUACGAAAGAAUAACUGAACUUGGCUUUGUCAAAAGAGAUUUCAGAAAGGUUGUAUACUAUAUGGAUCGUGCCCUCGAAUUUGCUCCUGCCUGUCACCGCUUCAAAAUCCUUAAAGCUGAAUGCUUAGCCCUUCUUGGCCGUUACCCUGAUGCACAAUCAGUAGCAAGUGACAUUUUGCGUAUGGAUUCCACGAAUGCUGAUGCCCUGUAUGUGAGGGGGCUUUGUCUUUACUAUGAGGACUGCAUUGAAAAGGCUGUUCAAUUCUUUGUCCAGGCUUUAAGAAUGGCACCUGACCAUGAAAAGGCACGACUUGCUUGCAGGAAUGCUAAAGCUUUAAGAGCAAAGAAGGAAGAAGGGAACAGAGCUUUUAAGGAAGGGUCCUUUGAUGAGGCAUUUGAACUUUAUUCAGAAGCUCUGAAAAUAGAUCCAAAUAACAUCAAAACGAAUGCGAAAUUGUACUGUAAUCGAGGGACGGUGGGAUCGAAGCUCAAUAAGAUGCAACAAGCAAUAGAAGACUGCACAAAUGCAAUAAAACUUGAUGACACAUAUAUCAAGGCUUACAUGAGGCGGGCACAGUGUUAUAUGGAUACAGAACAAUAUGAAGAGGCUGUAAGAGAUUAUGAGAAGAUUUACCAGACAGAGAAAACAAAAGAGCACAAACAGCUUCUUAAGAAUGCACAACUGGAGUUGAAGAAAAGCAAACGAAAAGAUUACUACAAAAUUCUUGGUGUUGAUAAAAGUGCUUCGGAAGAUGAAAUAAAGAAAGCUUACAGAAAGCGGGCACUGAUGCACCAUCCAGAUCGACAUAGUAGUGCCAGUCCAGAGGUACAGAAGGAAGAAGAAAAGAAAUUUAAAGAAGUGGGAGAAGCUUUUAGUAUCCUCUCAGAUCCAAAAAAGAAAGCACGUUAUGACAGUGGUCAAGAUUUGGACGAUGAUGGCAUGAACUCUGGUGAUUUCGAUGCUAAUAAUAUUUUCAAGGCAUUUUUCGGUAGCCCGGGUGGCUUCAGUUUUGAAGCUUCUGGUCCUGGGAAUUUUUUCUUCCAAUUUGGCUAAUGCGCAACCUUUUUGUUCAAUGUCACUGGGUGUAACUCAAGCAAAAAUAAAAUAAAUAUCCCUGUU